CAGAGGGAAUAACCAUUUAUAUAUAGUUGUAUCCGUGCCUCUGUGUUUGGUAAUAAGAAUAACAUAGCGUUUGAGUUGAAGAGAGCCAUCAAUGGCGGAAGGGGAAGUCGACGUACAAGUGGAACAUCUAGACGUCCUCACAGAGAUCGGCCAGAAGACCGGUGUUUCCAAACCCAGGGGAGAUGUUCAUAGAGAUGGGGAUUAUCAUCGAUCAGUCCAUGUGUGGAUUUUUGCUGAGAAUACUCAGGAGCUGCUACUUCAACGCCGUGCUGACUGCAAGGAUUCAUGGGCUGGAUUGUGGGAUAUUUCCAGUGCUGGUCACAUAUCUGCUGAUGACACAUCUCUUGUCACUGCUCGAAGGGAGCUUCAAGAAGAGCUAGGUCUAAUCCUCCCUAGGGAUGCAUUUGAAAAGAUUUUUGUUUUUCUCCAAGAGUGUGUCAUAAACGAUGGUACAUACAUCAAUAAUGAAUUCAAUGAUGUGUAUCUGGUGACAACAUUAGAUCCAAUCCCUCUUGAGGCAUUCACACUGCAGGAAACAGAAGUCUCUGCUGUUAAAUAUAUAUCUUAUAAAGAGUAUCGCAGUUUACUUGCUAAAGAAGAUCCAGAGUAUGUUCCUUAUGAUGUGGAUGGACAAUAUGCUCAGCUUUUUGACAUAAUUGAACAAAGGUACAAAGAGAACAUCAUAUCACGCAGUUUAAAACUAGAAAAGCAACUCCAACAAUAUGCUUCUGUUUCUCUAAGUGCAGAGUUGUCAGGGCUCACCAAUGCUGACAAGGAAGCUCUAGAUUUACUGGUUAAGGCUGCAACAAUCAUGAAUGAAAUCUUUUACCUGCAGGUUUGGUACAGUAAUCCUAGCCUAAGAGAUUGGUUGAAAGAGCAUGCAGGUGCAUCACAAUUAGACAAGUUAAAAUGGAUGUAUUAUGCAAUCAAUAAGAGCCCAUGGUCUAGCCUUGAUGAAAAUGAGGCAUUUUUGACGACAGCAGAUUCAGCUAUAAAGUUGCUUACUGAAGCCGCAAAGCCGGUGGCUGGGUGGAAGGGUCUCAAAUAUAGAGCUGCAUUUCCUGUGCCAAAACCUCCUGGUGCAAACUUCUAUCCUCCAGACAUGGAUAAAUCGGAAUUUGAAUUAUGGAAAAGCAGUCUAACAGAGGACCAACAAAAAGAGGCAACAGGCUUUUUCAAUGUUAUCAAAAGACGCAGUGAAUUUAAUCUGGAUUCUUCUAUCUACAAUAACAUAGUUGGUUGCUCAAACAAUUCAGCAUCUUCUGCUUAUGAUCUAUAUUGUGUUCCUUACUCCCAAGAGUAUAAUCAUUUCCUCACAAAAGCCUCUGACUUAUUGCAUAAAGCUGGUGACUUGACCAGCUCACCUAGUUUGAAGAAAUUGCUUCAUAGCAAGGCUGAUGCUUUCCUGUCAAAUGAUUAUUAUGACUCUGAUAUUGCCUGGAUGGAGUUGGACUCUAAGGUGGAUGUUACUAUUGGUCCAUAUGAGACGUAUGAAGAUGCACUAUUUGGCUACAAGGCUACAUUUGAAGCAUUUAUUGGAGUUCGGGAUGACAAAGCUACAGAUCAAGUAAAACUUUUUGGUGAUAAUUUGCAGGUGUUGGAACAAAAUCUUCCACUGGACAAUGUUUACAAAUCAAAAGAUGUGACUGCUGCUCCUAUUAGAGUCAUUCAACUUCUAUACAAUGCAGGAGAUGUAAAGGGUCCUCAAACUGUUGCUUUUAAUCUGCCGAAUGAUGAACGUAUAGUAAAAGAUCGAGGAACUUCAAUGGUUAUGCUUAAGAAUGUCUCAGAGGCUAAAUUCAAGCAUAUUCUUCAGCCUAUAUCUGAUGUUUGCAUUACAAAGGAACAACAAAAACUGGUAGAUUUUGAUUCAUUCUUCACUCACACAAUUUGCCAUGAGUGCUGCCAUGGGAUUGGACCUCAUACCAUAGUUCUUCCAAAUGGUCAAAAGUCUACAGUAAGAUUGGAGCUGCAAGAACUUCACUCUGCUUUGGAAGAAGCAAAAGCUGAUAUAGUCGGCCUCUGGGCGUUAAGAUUCUUAGUUAACCAGGAUUUGCUUCCAAAGAGCUUAAUGAAGUCCAUGUAUGUAUCCUUCCUUGCUGGCUGCUUUCGCUCAGUACGUUUUGGUUUAGAGGAAGCUCAUGGAAAAGGACAAGCUUUGCAGUUUAAUUGGUUAUAUGAGAAAGGAGCUUUUAUUUUGCAUCCUGAUGAAACAUUCUCUGUUGAUUUUGCCAAGGUUGAAGGUGCCGUUGAAAGCCUAAGUAGGGAGAUUCUGACAAUACAAGCACAAGGUGACAAGGAGGCUGCGAGUCUGCUGCUCCAAAAAUACUCUAAAAUGUCUGAACCUCUGAAAAUUGCUUUGCAGAAACUAGAGAAUAUUCGGGUACCUGUGGAUAUAGUUCCAACUUUCCCUAUUGCAGACAAGAUAUUGCAGCAAGGACAUUGAAAUUUUAUAACUGUCAAGCUAUCAAUGUAUCCUAAACAAGAUUAUGCUCUACUGCUUACAGAAAAAUCACAAUUUCGAAUAAGAGAUAUCCAACAAGUUUGAUCAUGCAACUUAAAAAGUUUUUUUCUUACUUUGUAUGUUGACUUAAUAAUAUGUAGACAUAUGUAAGAGUGGUGCAUUGUGCUCUAAGUGUUCCAGUUGAAAAUACAUAAACAUAAGGUUAAUAC
This is a messenger RNA of Ziziphus jujuba (common jujube), 2673 nucleotides long. RefSeq names its product nudix hydrolase 3. Lineage: Eukaryota; Viridiplantae; Streptophyta; Magnoliopsida; Rosales; Rhamnaceae. Bases 92 to 2446 code for a protein of 784 amino acids. The transcript is spliced from 21 exons. Gene Ontology annotation, molecular function: dipeptidyl-peptidase activity. The record is from RefSeq and is a predicted model, not a curated record. Gene Ontology annotation, cellular component: cytoplasm.